Molecule: messenger RNA, 2469 nt
Organism: Patiria miniata (bat star)
Lineage: Eukaryota; Metazoa; Echinodermata; Asteroidea; Valvatida; Asterinidae
Exons: 6
Coding region: 111-2264 (717 amino acids)
Biological process (GO): netrin-activated signaling pathway
Cellular component (GO): membrane
Molecular function (GO): netrin receptor activity
Source: RefSeq, a predicted model, not a curated record
GAUGCAUGGUGUAUGUCAUGUAUGUCUGUCAUUGUCUGUAAGUAGCGCACCUUUCAUGCCUUUUCAAUAGUCUGAAGAAAUUCCAUGGAUUUGCAGUUCACAAAGUGAUCAUGCAGACCAAGGAACAAUCUCUGAGGCCUGGUGGUUUGGUGGAAAGUAAGGAUUCUGAAGAAGAACUUGGAGUAUCUGAUGAUAGAUUUGAUUACAAUCGUCUGGAAAGAUAUAGAUUUCUGAUGAUGGGGUCUGAAUCCCCAUCUCAUGCCCCGCUUGCAAAUCACCUACAGCCUCCAAGGGUAGGAAAACGCAUCGAUCACACCGGGGGAAGGCUGGAGCUUUUCAACGGUGAAAUCUCCUUGGAGAUCCCUCCAGGAGCUCUUCAGGAGGGUCAAGUGGAAGACAUCACGCUGAGUGUGGACUGGAAUGACAAGCACAUACCGCCGUUGAGACGUAGCGUCAUGAACGUAGCACCGGUAGUCCAGUGCGGACCAACGGGUCUACACUUUGACAAGCAAGUUCAGCUUAAGUUGCCUCACUGUGCCGUCAUACCAGAUACAAAGCACUGUAAAGUGACAAUCCAUUGCAGCCAAACUAAAGAAGGAGAGUCACCACAUUGGCAGAAGAUAGCCAAGCCUGAGGAUUCAGACAUGGCAGUGGAUUGCCAGGAUGGAUGCUUCAUUCUCUCAGUCCGUCAUUUCUGCUUGUUCACUAUCAGUGUGAACGGUGAAGAGUCCCUGGCCAAAAACAUCAUGAUUGUUGGCUACGGACCCAAGCUCAGAAGCUUGGAGGAUGACCAAGAGAUCCGUAUCUAUCUGUAUGAUGACCAUGUCAGUAUCCGAGACAGAAUUCAUCAGGAAGAGCAGAAUCUAGACGGGAAGCAAUUGGAUGGCCCAGUCACAUACCAAUUUGGAAAGUUAAACCAAGGCAAUAUGCAAAUUGAAGUGAAGGACCAUACCAGUUCAUGGCAGCUAACAUUAUGCAGCCAAUGCGUGGAAUUUUCCUUCAGUAAAAUGUGGAAUUCCCAACCUUGGAAUCAAUGCAAGUUUACCUUCUGCACCACCAAUAAAGCCAAGGAGUUCAGGUGUGUCAUACAGUUCCAGCAGACAGGAAAUGAAGAAGUAGCAAAGCUGCAAAUAUCUAACCAUGUGAAGGUAUCAUCAGACUCGAGUUAUCUUCCAACAGGCAGUGGUGCCAAUGGUCACUCAACAUUUGAUGCCCCUGCUCCUCCCCAGGCCCAGCAUGCACCAGGAAUUGUAUCGUUCCAACAAAGACGGACGUCAAGACAGGAUAUAUCGUUGAUAGGAAGUACUGAUUCCGGUAUAUUUCAAGUGGAUGGAUCAUGCACACAGUCUGCAUCCAGUUGGUUCCAGCAGGAAUAUGCAGACGGUCCAAAUGGUUCCUCCAUCAUGCCUAGAAGUUGCAGAUCAUCUUUUGUGACACAAGAAAUCAUUCCAUAUGCAGUUAAACGAUUACUGUGUGAGAAGCUCGAUGUGAUAGAUUAUGCAUUAGGUAAUGACUGGAGGGUUCUUGCUGCGUCAUUUGGCUAUGAUAGAUGUAUUAGUUCAUGGGAAAACCAACGGUCACCUACAAGGUGUAUCAUAAAAGCUGUCCUGCAAGAAAAAAGAAUCAAAUCACUGAAGGAUCUGAAAGACAAAUUACAAGCAAUGAACAGACUUGAUGUUGUUGAAGAGAUUGAAAACUAUGAGCUGAGAACAUGUGAUGGAAGCACUCCCUCAAUACAGCCGGCCAGUGAAGAACCAAUGGCCCUGGGUGACACUCCAAGUCCAGAUGAUACUAUCAAGCCAUUGCCUGGAAGUCAAAGAUUUUUGCAAUUGCAAGCACCUCCACAACCUUUGCAGGUUCCUGAUCAAAGUUGCCCAACAAACGGAUCCCUGUCUAGCACAGACGCAGAACCAGGUGACUCUAAUCCAAACAUGGUGCAACCACCCUGCAAUGGUGCGGCUGUGACUGGACACAUGCUGUCCACUGCUCAACCCCAACACCAUGGUUUGGAUCAUAAGUCGCUUCACAGUACUGAAACAGGGAUUAAUAAUUGCCCACAAACCCCCUCUCCUGCUACAUCCCAAAACCAACCAGUGACCAAUCCCACGGCUUCACCAGACAGCCCGAUGAAUACGUCAGGAAAUAUGACCCCAUGGAGAGAGCCCCCCUCAUCAGGAACCACUGAUGAGAAUAGAAACGAGGAAGCUGUGACACAAGGUGUCAGGAGAAUGUUGUGGGAAUCUGGAGAGUCAAAUGGGUGCUAACAUUAUGUCUCGUUAACACUCUUCUAUAGCAGUGUUGCAGUUGAAGAAUGUUAACUCUUUAGGAAAAGAAUGUGUCCACAGAAAUACGUGUAAUAAUAUUUAGCAAAGUAGUAAGCCUUUUGAAAUAAGAAUUAUUAUACAACACCUGAAUAAAUCCCCGUCAUCUGAUUGGUGGAUCGUUGAUCACGUCAUUGAAUUAUUUGUA